Thermothielavioides terrestris NRRL 8126 is the source of this 1416-nucleotide messenger RNA. RefSeq lists its product as uncharacterized. Lineage: Eukaryota; Fungi; Ascomycota; Sordariomycetes; Sordariales; Chaetomiaceae. The record is from RefSeq and is a predicted model, not a curated record. The transcript is spliced from 4 exons. Gene Ontology annotation, molecular function: FAD binding; oxidoreductase activity. The coding region runs from base 1 to 1416 and encodes 471 amino acids.
AUGACGGCAGCCCACACAGCCGCAUCGAACGUCAACAUCAACCUUGAGGCCCUCUUCGGACCCCAUGUGUCGUCAGGCACGCUGAUCGCUUCAGCGUCCGAUGCCAAUUUCUCUUCGGUUGUUGGGCCCCGAUGGUCGAGCUGGCAACCGCCCCAGUACUUUGGUGCGAUCAAGCCGGCAAAUGAGGCCGACCUCCAGGCAAUUAUCAAGAUUGCCAAGGCACACAAUGUGUCGUUCCACGCCACGACGAGCGGCCAUGGCACCAACAUGCAAUAUGGCAAGAUCAAAAAUGCGCUGAACAUCAACCUCGGCAACUUCAAGUCGGUCUCCAUCGACACUGCCAACAAUCGGCUGACCAUUGGGGGGGCCACAUCGUUUGGAGACGUGUUCGGCCCCUUGUGGGCAGCUGGGAAGGAAGUUCAGACCGGCAACAGCGUGUGCGUCGGCAUGGUUGGUGCCACCAUCGGAGGCGGCAUUGGCAGCAUGCAGGGCCUGCACGGGCUCAUGGUUGAUGCGCUGGAAUCCGUCCGCAUGGUCACGGCCUCGGGCGAGGUCGUGACCGCAUCCGAGACGGAGAACCCGGAUCUCUUCUGGGCGGUCCGCGGCGCGGGAGCCAACUUUGGCAUCAUCACGUCGGCGACCUACCGCGUGUUCGAUCAGACAGCAAAUGGCAGUGCCAUUCUGGCCGAGUUUGUCUAUCCGGCCGCGGCCAACCGGUCCGUGUGGGAGCUGCUCCAGUCCUACGACAACAACCUGCCGCGCCCGCUCGCGCUGUUCCCUGAGGUGGGCUACAACCGGACCACCAACGAGCCCAUGGUCCUCUACGUCGCCAUCUACUUUGGUACCCUCGAGGAGGCCCAGCCGCACUUCGACAAGGCGCGCGCCCUCGGCCCCGUCUCGACCACAAUCGUCAAUACCACGGCCCCCGGCGUGUACACCAUGCUCUCCCAGGGCGUGUGUGACAACGGCAACUACCAAAACGAGUACACAGUUGGCCUUCAGCACACCGACGUCGCCACCAUGGAGGACGUUUUCGCCGACAUGGUAGCCUUCUACGAGGCCAACCCCGAGUACAACGGCAAGGUCAUUUACCAGCGGUACAGCAACGAAGUGGCCCUCCAGACACCAGUGGCCAAGACGGCAUAUCCGUGGAGAGACAUCAAAACCUACCUGCUUUUCGAGAACAUUUACACCAACCCUGCGCUCGACGAUGCCGUCACGAGCUUCUCGGAGAAAAUCCGCGACAAGAUUCAGGCCACCAGCGGGUAUCCGAACCGGCGCGUCUACCUCAACUACGACCACGGGGACGAGGGCCCGGCCGCGUGGUGGGGGGCUGAUCACCUGCGCAAGCUCCGGGCGCUCAAGGCCAAAUGGGAUCCCGAUAACCUGUUUGGAAAGGGUGCUCCAAUGAAUUGA